AGGUUUUUGGAGGAAGAGCCAGUGUUCAAUUAUUAGAAGUUGGUGCCAAAUUUUGAGGUGUUGCAAAUUAGGAGAAGUUAAGCACCUGAAAAAAAACAUGGCCCAUUUUCCCAACCACCGUGGAUGGACGUACGACCGUUGUUAUAGCGGAAGGAGAGGUUUGAAGGAAGCUUUUGUCAUUGGAGUUGAAGAGUUUGUGGAGACGGCUCGACGAUAUCAAUAUUAUGCUCUUGAUGGAGGGAUUCGUUGCCCAUGCAUGAAGUGCGAAUGUACAAGGAUUUUGAAAGAUGAAGUCGUAAAAGUUUACCUAUACCAAAAAGGGUUUAUGCUUAAUUACACGGUUUGGACAUUUCAUGGUGAAGAAAUUCCUUCCACCUCCACUGCAACUGAAAUGCGGCUUGCAUCAGGUUCGAAUACUAUUGUACAUACAUCUGUGAUAGAUCAAUUUGCCUAUAUGUAAGAGAUGGUCGAAAAUGCUCUUCAUCGACACACUAAACAAGAAGCAUACAAUAGUCCUAAUGAAGAGUCUCCAAAUGAAACCACUCAGAGGUUUUACAAUUUACUGACAGAGGCAAAUCAACCUAUAUUUGAAGGUUCAUUUGAGUCAAAAUUGUCAGUAUGUAUUAGACUAAUGGCAGGUAAAUCUAAUUGGAACGUUCCCAAUCAAGCAUUGGACUUCUUCACAAAAUUGAUGUUAGAUCUGAUACCACCAAACAAUUCUAUGCCGAAAAAUUAUUAUCAAGCCAAAAGAUGUGUUUCAAAGCUGGGAUUGGAAGCCAAGAAGAUUGAUUGUUGUGUUAAUGGAUGUAUGUUAUUCUAUGACAAUGAUAGUGGCAAAAAUGAUGCAUUGUUGGUUAAAUGCAAGUUUUGUGGCUCACCAUGAUAUCAUACGAUGCAUGCAGGACGGAGGCAAAAAAGACCAAUUCCCUUAAAGUCCAUGUUCUACUUGCCUUUAAUUCCAAGAUUACAAAGAAUGUUUACUUCAAUGCAAACAUCACAACACAUGACAUGGCAUGAUGGUAACAAAACUGAAGGAGUUUUGUGUCAUCCUUCUGAUGGUGAAGCUUGGAAGCACUUCAAUCGAAAACAUCCAUCGUUUGCUAGUGAAUCACAUAAUGUGAGACUUGGUUUAUGCUCUGAUGGGUUUACGCCGUACAUUCAGGCGUCUGCAUCACCAUAUUCAUGUUGGCCGGUGAUAGUUACCCCAUACAAUCUACCACCUGAUAUGUGUAUGACAAAGCCUUACAUGUUUUUAACGUGUAUAAUACUAGGUCCAUCUAAUCCCAAAUCAACAAUUGAUGUAUAUUUGGAGCCUUUGAUUGAUGAUUUGAAGAAGCUAUGAAAUGGUGUUUGGGCGUAUGAUGUUUCAAGGAAGCAAAAUUUCAUUAUGAGGGCAGCUUUGUUGUGGACUAUUAACGACUUCCCAGCCUAUGGCAUGUUAUCUGGUUGGAGCACGCAUGGUCGAUUAGCUUGUCCACAUUGCAUGGACCAUACAAAGUCAUUCCAAUUGAGAUAUGGUUGGAAAAGUAGUUGGUUUGACUGCCAUCGAUGGUUCUUGUCCAUUGAUCACCCUUUUAGAAGAAACAAAAAGGCAUUUCGCAAAGGAGAAGUUGAAACAGAUAUGCCCCUGCCGAAGUUGACUGGAUCACACGUUUGGAGAAGAGUGAAAGACUUGCCAAAAGUCACUGAAUGUGGUCAUAAUAGGAUAGAAGGGUUUGGGGAGUGGCAUAAUUGGACUAAAAGAAGCAUAUUUUGGGAUCUUCCCUAUUGGAAAGACAACUUGCUAAGACAUAACCUCGAUGUCAUGCACAUAGAAGAAAAUUUCUUCGACAAUGUCUUCAACACAGUUAUGAAUGUUAUUGGGAAGACAAAAGAUAAUGACAAAGCAAGAAAAGAUUUACCUUUGUAUUGUGGGCGAAAAGACUUAGAGUUAAAGGCGCAAGCUAACGACCGAUUGUUCAAACCAAAAGCAAAUUACACCCUGUCAAAAGACGAGGCAAGAAUAGUUUAUGGAUGGAUAAAGGAGCUUAGAAUGCCAGAUGGAUAUUCUUCUAACUUGUCCAGAUGUGCCAAUGUUCAAAACGUUACUAUUCAAGGGUUGAAGAGUCAUGAUUGUCAUGUAUUCAUGGAGACUUUCAUCCCUAUUGUGUUCAGUUGUUUGCCAACGCAUGUGUUAAAUCCACUGAUGGAAAUCAGUAACUUCUUUAAAGAUUUGUGUUGCACAACACUAAAGGAAAAUUCCCUAAGAAAGAUUGAAGAAAAUAUUCCAAUUAUUCUCUGCAAAUUAGAAAGAAUAUUCCCUCCUGCAUUCUUUGAUUCAAUGGAGCAUCUUCCAAUUUAUCUUGCAUAUGAAUCUUGGCUUGGGGGACCGGUGCAAUACAGGUGGAUGUAUCCCUUUGAAAGGUUUAUGGGAGAAUCCAAACUUUCAGUUAAAAAUAAAGCUAGAGUAGAAGGAUCAAUUUGUGCAGCUUACUUGCACAGAGAGACAACGUAUUUUUGUUCACAUUAUUUCAAAAAGUUCAUGUUGUCCCCUAUUAAUGUCAGAAAUGAAAUGCAAUGGCAAGAUGAACUAUGUGAAGGUAAAUUGUUAGUUUUUCAACAAUCAGGACGUCAUGUAGGGAAAGGAUUUACUCAUUAGUUAACUGAUGCUGAAUUCAACUCUGUUCAUGUCCAUGUCUUAAUCAAUUGUAGUAAAGUUAAGUCGUACCUUGAGUAUGUCAUCAUCCAAAUCUUACCUUUGCAAUGCUUAAAUUUUUAUACACUAAUUCAUUUCAAUUGUACCAGCUCAUUUCUUGUGGCUGAACAAGUCGUAGAAGGAAAUGCGUUUGCUAGAAUACACUCAGAGUUUCCUCAAUGGUUCAAAAAUCAGGUCUGUACUUUUUCCCAUGUCUUGAGCAAGGUUAAUUUGACUCUUGCUUUGAAAUGUUGUUGGUAUCUUUGUAGGUUUUUAAUCAGGCAUUAACUCCCACGGUUCAAGAGUUAAGACAUCUCUCCAAUUGGCCAAUGAGAUGUGUGAAAGAAUGACACACUUACUUCAACAAUGGUUACAAAUUCCAUACACAUGAAUGGUCUAAAGGAAAGAAAACAAAAAAUUGUGGUGUACGUCAAGGGCCUUAUAGAGGGUUCUUAUGAUGAUUUCUAUGACAUCAUUCAUAAAAUAUAUGAGUUGUGGCCUCGCUCCUUGCGCUGCCUGCUCUAAGCCCUGCCGUGUCACCGCCGAGAGCCACCACCACCUCGUCGUGCGCGACGGCUGUAAGCGCGACGGCUUUGGAGUGAAGAGCAAGCAGUGGCCGUUGGGAGUGAAGCAGCUUCUCGAUAACCGCUCCUAGGGUUCUAAUCCAGAUCCCCAUCCCCAAUUUUAGUGUUGCAUGGUGAAAAAUCUCAUAUCUACAUUGCUUCAGUUGUUAUCCCUUUUGUUUCCUUUUUUUUGGUCUUUCCAAUCAUUUGGAUAAUUUUUUUUGUUGUAUAAUAACUUGAUUAGGGUCAGGGUUCAAAUUUGAUCAUCAACAAAUUUGGCCAAAACAAUCUGGGGCAAGGUUUUCAUGCUUUGGUGAUUCAUACUUGGUUUGAGAUGGUGACCAAUUCUGGCACCAAAUACGUCUCAGUGAAUCUAAACAAGUCCAAUGGUCAGCAUUCCACCGCCCUUGGAUUCAUCCGAUCGCAGCGCCUAGGAGCCGUGGUGGUUCCGUCACGGCCACGCAGUUCACACAAGAUUUGGGUGAUCAAAGUUCAAAUUUGAAAAGACUUUCAUGAGAUUAAUCGCCUGAGUGUGAGAUAAAUUAAGGUAAAUGUGUGGUUUAUGUUAUAUGCAGUUUAAUCUAUUAUAGUUUUAUUUUUUGCUUUGAUGACUAUGGAUUUUUUGGCUGAAUCUGUUGAAAGUCUACUGUUGGACUGGACCCACUAAACCCACUUGUUUUUAUCUAUGGUUUUUUUCUUUUUUUUUUCUUUUGAAAUAGAGAAUUUAAUUGAUUUUAUUUUGAAGAUCGGAAGAUGUAACAAAAUGUUUGCAAUUGAAAAGGUCAUGAUCUUAAUUUUCCACUCCAGAAUAUAUCCCUUAGAAGAUAUAGUGGUCUUUUGGUGGAGCAGAGAUAUACUAUUAUUUCCUUUGGACUUCCUACAGGAAGCUAAAAUCAUAGAAUAGAUACAUAAAACGUGUAUUUGGUUUCUGCCUCGUGUUGAAACUAUAGAAUGUGUGUGAAAAACAUGUAAAAGUUAACCUUCAAGGAAGUUUCUAACAACUUUGCAUAAUGAUAUCUAAACAAAAAAACCCUUUUACUACCUCGGUUCAACUCUAAAUUGAGGCACAAGACACCCCUCUACUGCCUCGGUUCACCAACAACUGAGGCCAAAAGUCUAGCAAAAAAAAAGGUAAAAAAGGAACACCCUCUACUACUUCGGUUGCAUUUGAACCGAGGCAAAAACAUACACCUUUUUGCAUUGGUUCUCCUUUUUGCCUCAGUUUUGAACUAAGGCAAAAAGUGAUAGACUUUUUUCCUCGCUUGUAUAUACCUCGGUUGUAGAACCGAUGCGUGUAGGAAAAAAUAACUACUGUCUUUUAGCUUUACUGCACUAGUGAUAUUUGGAGUUGUGAACAAGUCUCAGGGCUCUUCAAUAUCUACUAAAGUUGAUGAGUUGCCUUCUGCUUUCCCUCCAAAUAUACAGCCACAGCCCUUUAACUCCAAACAUGUUACAUGGAAGAGAGCUUACCAAAGACCAUCUGGGGAGUACACAUCUGAAGAAACAGCAAGCAUAACUAGGCACAUAUGUGACUAACCUCAAAACGCUUCUCUCACUAUUGAUGUAGACUACGAGUUGUUUAGUGAUGAUGCCCUACAUUGCUUGGUGGCCUUAGAUGAUAUAAUGAGGGUGGUGGUUGUAGACGUACGAGAUGCUACAGCUCGAGUCCUUGUUGCCACUCAGGAGGUUCAGCCAAUGGGAUAGGCCCUUGGAAAUUUUAUCCUUUGGCCCGUUAAAUUAUCAAGAGCAAUUGUAAAGGAGGUUGAAGCUGUCAAAACCAUUAAAUUCCCCAUCUUAGUGGGAAACGUGUGUCUGCAAGAGGGGAAUGAGACUCAGGAAGUGGAAGACAGGUGGCUGCAGGAGAGUGGACGAUCGGUUUGCUGAGGGAAUAUAUAAUCUAAAAUUUUAAAAGUUGGUUCCAUUUUCUGCAUGCAAUCUUCUCCUCCAAACCUUCUGAACUCGUUUCUCCUCCUUCUCUCUAACUUCUCUCUAAAAUUAUCAUCUUUUCCUCCAUUAAUUCUCACGUUUUCUUCCAUCUGAUCAUCCACCAGAGUGUAUGUAAGGUUGUUGGUGGCAAGGAUCCUCCUUUCAACCGAUCGUUUAGUGGUUUGAACUGGUAGGUUCUUUUACUUCUAAGAAAAUCUAGUUUUUGGGUACAUGCAAGUUUAGUUUCUGGUUGCAUGUAAUUUUCUUCUUCUUUUUCUUAAAAUCUGAUCAUAUUUUCGGUCUUUGGGUUGGUUUGUUUCUUUAAACAGUGAAUCUUAGCAUUUGAGUGUUGGUUGUGGUGCAAAGUUUGUAUUGUGAGCGAUCGGUCUGCUAAGAGGUAAGGGAAGCUAUUAAAUUUAAUUAUGCAUGUGAUGAUGUUGUGUAUGUAUGGAAUGAGUUGAUUGAUGAUUUGUAUAUGAGUGUAUCAAAUGUAUGUUUCUAGGUUGUUGGUGGUUCUGUAUAAGUCUAUAAGGAUUCUGCAAAAAUUAUGCAGAAGAGUUGGAUGUUCGAUCCCAACCGUUCGGUCAUGUUCAGUUAAUAAGUUAUCAAUAGAGUUAUCAUUUUAGCCUUACUAGUGUAUCACCGUUCGGUUUAUAGGAAGUGAUUAAUAUUUCAAGUGUUGAUGGUUAUAUACCUUUAUAAUCAGUUUUAUUGGAUUAGGUAUUUUGGUUUAUGAUAGCUCAUAUAUUAUUAUUAGUAGACCUUGUACUUGGACUAGGCUUAAAAUACGUUCGUUUAUGAUCAAAUACAAGUUUAUGUGUAUUUCAGCUAAAAUGUCUUAACAUUCGGUUUCCUUAAAAGUACUAGGUUUGAUGAAUAGUUUGUAGGAGUAAUCAUAAGUGUUCGGUAUAAGCUCUAGAUCUUUGGUUUUGUCAAAUAGUGAAAUAUAGUUCGGUCUUACACCAAGGGUUAGUAGUUAUAAGUGUUCAAUAUAAGCUCUAAGGGUUUGGUUUUAUCAGAUAAUGAAAUAGCGUUCGUUAUUGCGUUGAGGAUAGUGAAAUACGUUCGUUCUAGUGUGGAGGAUAGUUAAUUAUGAUUCGGUCUUAUAUUAAGUAUUUGGUUUGAUUAGAGUGUUCUAUUCCUAAAAAUGUGUUCGGCUCAUGUCAAAGUUCUAACUAUUAAAUAAACGUUCGGUCAUAUUUGUCUAUUGUUUUGAUCCUUUCCAUUUGGUUGUAAUUAAGGGUGGUGUUAUUUGAGCGUUCGGUCUUCUUAUGUGAAAUGUUGUUUGAUCUUUCAAUGCUGAUGUUAUGGCUUGGUGCUUGUUGCUUAUUACAGCAAUGAUCUAUUAUGUAUGGGAAAUAUUAUUGGUAUUCAAGUAAAAGUUUAUGUUUCAAGUAAUGUGGAAGAGAAUUCUGGGGAGGAAUGUCUCAGUGUAAGGAUAAUGUUGUGGUAAAGUAUGAAUACGGAUAGUGAAAUUCACGGAGUUCAUCCUGAUAUUCUGAUGAUUACCAGUUCUCAGGUAGAGAUGGGUAAGUCAUUGUGUGAGAAUGGUGGGAGGUCCUAGCCCAUAGGUUCUUGGGUGAGUUAUAACGGACUAACCUCGGGUGAGAGCUGAUGGUUUUCCAGUUACUACACCACCCGAGUGCACGAACGGCCUCAAGCUACGUAUGCAUACAAUCUGGAUGGUCAAGUCAAGUGUCAGUUGUGCAAUGAAUCAUGAUAUUCAAGUUAUGUAUGAUAUUUCCGCUGCCUCUUGUAUGUUGUAGCGUUCGGUUUGUAAUGAUUUGUAGUUUUAUUACAUGUAUGAAUGCAUGCUCAAUUGAAUUAUAGUAGCUUACCCUUAUUUUCUAUUUUUAUCCAUGUUGCCGUUCGGUUUUCUAUUGCAAUGAUCAUCCUUGUUGGAUGUGAGCAGAAGGGGAAGAUCUUACGUUGGAACAAGAGUUGGAUGGUGAGACUCCUGUUGAAUAGGAGAUGAUUGUUCGGUCAUAUAGUGUAGAUAGUUUUGGUGAACCGGUCGUUCACUAUUUUGUUCUGUAAAUAUAACCGUUCGGUUAUAUAAUGAACGAUCGAUAGUAGUAUAGGAAGCUCUUGUAAAGUUCAAAAAUUUUAUGGUUGUUUUUGUAAUAACUGUAAGUUUGACUUUAUUAUUGUAGUAAUUGUUCUAUCAUAUUAUUAAAUGUUGACACCUGUAUAUAGUUGUGUGCUAUAUUUUUGGGAUGUUACAGAAGCACAAGGGCAGGAUGAAUGAAUUGCUACAACAACCGCCACAUCAAACAAUUAUGGACCAACUUGGUGUGUUAGCAGUGAAGAUCUCCCUUUCUCCUAUAGAGUUACAAAUGCCUCCUGAAGUCACAAAUAGAACAUCUUCGCUCUCUUUCUUCAUAUGUCAGAGGCAUAUUUUUGAAAUUCUUUCUGGCAUUGAUAUGUUAUGUAUAUCAAUACUACAACUUUGGUUGUUGCAAGUAAAUUUCUACAUUAAUGAAGUUUAAAAAUAUAUUUAACAUUUUAUUCUAACAUUAUUCAUUUUCAAUGUUUAAGGUAUUUACAUGGGUUGAGGAUUGAAAGGAAGAAUAAUCACAUUUAUGGUUUUAUUGACCCUUUUGCCAUUCAAGGAGUUGGGAAUAAAGGUGAAUAGGUCCAAAAGUACCCCUUAGAGGCUUCUGAAAACGGAAAAAAGGGUCACCGACAAUUGUUACUAAUUCUUCCUGAACAGUUUCUUAUGGUUCUCUUGUGUUCACUACACAAAAAACGUCACACUUUGACAAUUAAAAGUACACUAAUAUCGACAAUUUUGGAAACAUAUUUUGGGACAACAAGAGUGUGACCACAUCAAAAAUUGUGUUUAAUUUCAUUUUGUAGUUUUAAUUAUUUUAGUUUUGGGUCAAACUUUAUGACUUUGGACCCAUUUUAGGUCAAUUUUAGGAGAAGCUCAUACUAAGGGCAUUUUCGUAUAUAAUUUUUAUUAAUAAAAUUCUAUUUAUGUAAAUGUUAUUUAACACUUAUUGUUUGAAUCUGUAGGGGUCACCGACAAUUGUUACUAAUUCUUCCUCAACAGUUUCUUAUGGUUCUCUUGUGCUCACUGCACAAAAAACGUCACACUUUGACAAUUAAAAGUGCACUAAUAUCGACAAUUUUGGAAACAUAUUUUGGGACAACAAGAGUGUGACCACAUCAAAAAUUGUGUUUAAUUUCAUUUUGUAGUUUUAAUUAUUUUAGUUUUGGGUCAAACUUUAUGACUUUGGACCCAUUUUAGGUCAAUUUUAGGAGAAGCUCAUACUAAGGGCAUUUUCGUAAUUUGGGGGCUAUAAACCCUAAAUCAAAUUUCACUUUCUUCCUCCUCCUCAUUUGGACGUUCUUCUUCUUAGGUUUUGAGGAGCAUUGGGUGUUCUUCUUCUUCCCCCUUUUUGG
Molecule: messenger RNA, 8571 nt
Organism: Vigna angularis (adzuki bean)
Lineage: Eukaryota; Viridiplantae; Streptophyta; Magnoliopsida; Fabales; Fabaceae
Exons: 8
Coding region: 1388-2638 (416 amino acids)
Source: RefSeq, a predicted model, not a curated record